GCAAAAAAAAAAAAAGUCAGCCGCCAUUUUGCCUGUGGCCGAACGCGGCAGCUAAGGAUUGUACGACAGUACUUCAAUCUCAAACCAUUUUUCAAAUCAAGAAACUGGUAAUUCUCGUGAUUUCUAUGAUUCAAAAUUGAUAGCUGCAUCUGUUUUAUGACAGAGCUGGUGUUGGGCGGUUUAUUUUUUAAAUAUCUACAUUGAAUGUAAGGGUGGAUAGAAAUGUGUAAGUAGGCCUCUCUUUCCUAGCGCAAACAAACCAAUAUUGUGCAACGCUAAAGUUGAAAGAACUUUACCGUUUCAUAAUGAAGUUAUUGAUAUUGUGUCUAACUAGCAACAGUUGAUUAAACAUUUUGAUUAUAUAAAAUUAGUCUUCAGCUAACAUUCGACUAAUAACAGCGACUUUUCAUCAACGCUCGGUUUCGUCGUUUUCACGUGAGUUUCAUAUAUUUUUUAUUUUUAUUUUUUACAACAUACACAUCGUGGCCGUUAAAGUCGCCAUCUGGAUUUAACCAAACCAUUAGGUAAGAAUCUUCCUUUAGUUAAACGUUCCCGGUUUCUAGUGUGUUUCAAGAGCUUCUCCGUUUCUAAACUGCAUUGUGGGAGACUCAUAGUCCUGGGAUAUACCGUAGGUUACGAUAUUUCAGAAAUGUCAAAUUAUGAGUCUGCGUCAAAAAGGGGGGCCAAGAAGAUUGGUGAAAUAACAUAAAUUGAUUUAGUAAUCGAUAAGUGAAACCUGGACAUUGGUGGUGGUAAGUGAUCAUCAUGAAUCGUGGAUUGAGAAAAUUUUGUAACUUGACUAGCAAUUGUACAGUAUAUGACAGCAUUUUAUCAAAGGGCUUUCUGGAGCGAAAAUUGAAAGAGACUUGUGCAUGCCAAUUGAUGCCUGAUUUGGAAUGUUUUCUUAUGUUAUUUAAAGUGGAACUAAACCAGACAAAAAGUGUUUAUUUCAACUACAUUUCAGAGGGUAAACGUGGAUUGCAUUGGAUACAACUUUAUUGUCAAAUAUGCAUGUAUGUUUACAGCACAGAUUAAAUUUCUUCCCUCUCAACAUAAAUGGGAUUAGUUAUUAGGAAUAUAUGAAUGUUAUGAUUUGAUAAUACAAUAUGUGAAGUGUUGAGAUAGACAAAACAAGUAUUUAUUUAUUGAUGUCAUACCCUAUAGUAAGAAUUCGCAAACAUGUGCAAUAAUAACCCCUUCAGUCCUGUGGGGAGUGUUUUUGAUUGAUUUUUUUUAGGUUUAAAUCCAUCCUUUGGUCCUUUGCCGUGAUCCUUGGAAAUGGAAAACAUACCUUCCUUUGAGAAUACUUGGGCAGAAGACUUUUUCCCCCCAUUCAACAUUGGUAGAUAAUACCUGGCCGUUUCCCCUUCUUUGAUCAUGCAAAUGUGUCCCAAGUGUGCAAUAUUUCAUCCAGCCCAAGAAGAGUUGUUUUCGCCAUCCUCCAGGCUGCACCUGUGCCCUUUUUGCAACAUGAGAUUAAGCAUUUUUAUAUCUCUCCCCCCACUAAGAUGCAGUUUUUUUAUUGUUCAUGUUCCACAAAUUCUUUAAAAAACAAAAUCAUUAAAAAAAAAAGGAAACCAAAAAAAUCACGAAAAGGACUUGAAUCCACCAUCAGUGUAGUUAAGCAAUCCACCAGCGAUAAGUGCCCUGGGCGAUCCACACCACCAUUUCACUCUUAUCUCAUGGAUCAAGUGUUCCUCCAGGACUUCAUACUGAAACAAGGACACACCAUCAUCAACCUGCAAAAGAGGAAGAGGCUGCCUGUGCCCACCUCAGGGAGUCCUGUUGGCUUGGAAGAAUCAGCUACUGAGUUCAAAAGUCAUAGCCAGAUUGGUGCCAAUCAAAACAUAAGCCAGCCUCACAAUGCCUAACAAUGGAGAUGACUGCUACUUCUUUUACUAUUCUACCUGCACAAAAGGAGACGACUGCCCUUUCAGGCACUGUGAAGCAGCGAUGGGCAAUGAGACUGUCUGCAAUCUCUGGCAGGAGGGACGUUGCUUCCGCAAUGUCUGCAAGUUUCGCCACAUGGAGAUCACAAAAAAUCGGAAGGAAAUACCAUGUUAUUGGGAGACCCAUCCAGCCGGCUGCCAGAAGCCCCACUGUGCCUUUUUCCAUGAAAAGCCACGUUAUGUUGAUGGCGUUCUUAUCCCACCGGACACAAGUCAAAUCGAGAAUGAGGAAGAGCAGCAUGAAGAGCCACCACCACUGCCAGCCACUCCUCUCCCCACUGCAACUAAUCCUCAGUUGAGAGGAGUCAUGAAGACAGAAACGCAAGAACCAGUUCCAAGCCCUACCCAUCCACCUGUGGUGAUUAAUCCAGCAGAUGAUGAUGAGGAUGAAGAUGACCAAUUCUCUGAGGAAGGAGACGGCCCCUCCCCAAGAAAAAGAUGCAGGCCUGAUGAAUCACACAACUUUGGAGUGAGCACCCUGGAGGAGAUCCGGCUGAGGAGGGCCCUAAAAGCGGGCAUGAAUAGAGCUAUUCCAAAUCAGAGUGCGAAUAUAUCGGUAAACGGCGAGAAAGAAAACAGAAUUUCAGCCAUCCGACUACCCUUCAAUACAUCUAAUGAAGACAAAAUUGUCUUUGAAGAAACUUUCAGAUCAAGAGUUAGUGUUGCUGAUAGGCUUGAGAGGCGUCGGGGCAACACCUGUAUAAAAUAUGGGGAGGUUGUUCCUGUGACAAACAGCCUGGCAAAGCGUUUAGGUAGAUUUGUGAAAGAAGAACAAACACCCUGUCAGAAAGGAAUGAAGUCAUUGAUUGAAAGACUUAGAUUGCCUGCUGCUGUUGCAGUAAAUAAAGCAGAAGAGGGCAGCGCAGUAUCAAAGAGCACACCCAAGCAAAUUCGCAUCAAAACUCUGGAGGAAAUAAGAAUGGAAAAAGCAGCUAAGUCUCAUAGCCACAAGGACUGUCUUCCUCCUAUGAAUACAGAAAACACUGUCACAAAGACGUCACCCAUCCAGACACCCAAGGCUGUAAAGCGAACAAGUUAUACCAAGGAUCACUCUAUUGACCACAACAAACCCCCCAACGAAAUACUCCACGCAAAGAAAAGAAAAGAAAAGGAUCAGCAGGAGCAGAACCUCAGUCAUAAGAAUUUCAAACCAACAGCUGACAAAGUCCCUGGCAAAUAUCAACCAGAUCCAGUGGUGCCAUUCCCUGAUUCCCCAAAAGUAGGGGAGGUUCGAGUGAAGACCUUGGAGGAAAUCCUCAAGGAGAAGGCAGCCCGAAUUCAGUCUGAUGAAGUCAAGAGUCCAAAAACAGAAGAGAAUGGUGCUAAGAAGCCACGAUUGCAGCAAAAUGAUAAACUGACCUCUCACGGUGACAUCACGGCAGAGAAGAAUGUUGAGGUGACUAAAAGGACAUGGAAAGCUCCUGAGACAACCUCCAUGAUUGUCAAAGUCAAAACAUUUGAGGAGAUUAUGCGUGAAAAACAUCGGCGCAAACAGGAAAUGGCUGGGCAAUCUAUCAGCCAGCAGGCCUCUGAUGCAUCAUCUUCACCAAAACCAUUAGUUCGUAGUACGCUGAAGAAAAAGAUUCUUCCACCACCAGAGUCUUCACCUAUCUGUAGCACUCCGGAUAGGAGCAAUGUCUCACCUGCCAAAAAUACUCAUCUUCGCAAGCUGAAAACCGUCAAAUCUGAGACUGAGUGCCCUCCAAACAUCUCUACUCCGGCUCCCAUCGCAGCUGUGAACUCGGUUCUAGUGAAGAGUUUAACCCCAUCGCAGGAAGACACUCUCUUACUAAGUCCGGACAGCUCCACCAAGAUCCAGUAUAAAAACACAAAAACCUUAAAUUCACCAUCUUCAGCCAAGCAGACAACUCCAGAGAGACUCCUUGCAGCGGGAGGGAGUCCAACUACUGAUAGAACUCAUACCACAGACAAAAAAGUGCGGCCCAAACUGAAUGUGAAGCCGUCUGUCAUGAAGCCUGCCUUGCAAGUGAAUACAGCCCAGAAGCGGAAGAGAGCAGUGCGGUCUGCUGUGGCUGCUGUCAAACCUCUGAACAGCGCCUCCAUAGUUUUAGAGGAAUCACAACAGGAGACUGACAGUAAGGAGGAGGUACUGAACCCUCGAGUUUCCUGUCGUCCAAGCACAUUGUUGGAACACAAACGCAACUCAAGUGAGGAGCCACAGAUCAUCCAUCUUUCAAAAUGCAGUCCAAGCCAAGAACCCAAGCUGGAUGUCAGUCUUGCUACUACCACGGAGGCCUGUUCUGCCUCCCAAAGCUCUCUCCUGAAGACCACUCCUCAAAGUAAAUCACGGAGACAAAGUGUGGUCGGUUCACGCAACUCAACAUCGGCUGCAGAUGACUUCGAAGAGCUCAUCAACGAAUUCACAGAGGAUCAUCUCGAUGGAGAUGUGGACCCUGGCAUUGGGGAUGAUGAUCUACUGCAGGAACUGUCAGACAUGAUUGGCAGCUGAGGAAAUGUUUUCAUUCAAGCAAAUAGCCUAGCCCAGCACAAUCAACAACACCAACGUUGUUCAGGUUUACUCAGUGCAUUUAUGCUUAAGACCCCUUUACUAAGGAUUUAUGUUUGUUGUCUUUUUCUGGAAUCUUAUCCGAAAGAAGCAUCAACAAUAUCGGGCAGAUUUUAAGUGUUGGAAAAGGCAAAUAUGAUCAGAGACAAAUUGUGUAUACUGUGUAUGCACUGGGAAAAUCUAAAUGUAUGUACAUAUUUAGAAAAAAUCUGCUGCUCCUAUUGCUUUUAGUUUCUAGCAAAGAUUGUCACUUUUCCUUUCAUAGUGACUUUUUUUUUAAGCAGUGAAUGUCAAUUUUAUGUCGGUUUUAUUUUAAUGUUUUAGAUCCCAUGGAGAUCAUCAUCCUCCUGUGACUUGUUUUUCUUAAAUGUUGUACAGUACAUUGUUUAUUUUUUAAACCAUUACUAGAUUUAUUCAGUGGGCUUCAAUUGAAACGCUUAAUGGUGACACCUCAGGUAAAGGUUUUGUUUGUAUACAUCUCUGAAAUUUUUUUAGCCAAUAGUCUGUUUGUUUGUUUUCAUUUAAUGCAUUGUUCUGAAAUGUUGAACGAUCAGUGAUCACUACAACUUAUCCACGAGUUCACUGUCAAAAAUAAUUUCUCCACGACUGUAAAUAAAAAAAUGCCUCUAUUUAACAA
Messenger RNA from Hippocampus zosterae (dwarf seahorse), 5113 nucleotides. RefSeq names its product zinc finger CCCH-type containing 11A (gene zc3h11a). Lineage: Eukaryota; Metazoa; Chordata; Actinopteri; Syngnathiformes; Syngnathidae. The transcript has 16 exons. The coding region runs from base 1864 to 4419 and encodes 851 amino acids. Gene Ontology annotation, molecular function: metal ion binding. The record is from RefSeq and is a predicted model, not a curated record.